AUGGCCACUCCAUGGCCGCUCCUCCUCCACCUCCUCCUCCUCGCCGCCUCACGCCAGAGCUCCCUCGCCUCCGCCGCCGCCGUCGCCGACGUCCUCCUCCAAUUCAAGGCCGCCCUCUCCGCCUCCGCAUCCGGCACCGACGUCGCCCUCCGCAACUGGGUCCCGGGCUCCUCCCCCUGCCGAGCCAACGUCACCCUCUGGUCCGGCGUCAUCUGCAACCUCGACGGCAGCGUCCGCGGCGUCAAGAUCGAGAACAUGAGCCUAGCCGGCACCCUCAACACCGACGCACUCGUCGGCAUCCCCACGCUCCGCACCAUGAGCUUCAAGAACAACAGCUUCGAGGGCACCAUCCCGGACCUGACCAAGUUCCCCGGCCUCCGCUCCGUCUACCUCUCCAUGAACAGGUUCUCCGGCGAGCUGCCCGACGGCCUGUUCGACCGCCUGCAGUGGAUCAAGAAGGUGCACUUCUCGCGGAACCAAUUCUCCGGCCCGAUCCCGAGCUCGCUGGCGCGAGCGGCAAGGCUCCUGGAGCUACGCCUCGACGGCAACCAGUUCCACGGUCGGAUCCCGAACUUUCGGCAGCCCGGACUAUGGCUGGCCAACCUAUCCAAUAACAAUCUCCAAGGACCCAUCCCGAGGCGCUUCAGGAAGAUAAACGCCGACUGGUUCGCCGGCAACGACGAUCUGUGCGGCGCGCCUCUGAGGUACGAAUGCGGGUCUCCGAGGAGGUCGCCGGGAUUCAUCGCGGGGAUCAUCCUCGUCUGCAUCGCCGUCUUAUUGGCGGCAAUCGGGUUGUCGUUCAUCUUCUGCCGGUCUCGGAAGCAGCACAAGGACGCAGGAGGGGCGCUUCCGACGACCCAACCUGCCAAGAUCGAGCCUGUUCCGGCGAACAGGGAGGAGCAUGCGAGCGUGGGCAGCGGAAAGAAGGUGCCGAAGGAGGAGCAGGGCCGGCUGGCGUUCGUCAAGGAUGACAGAGUGAAGUUCAACAUCCAGGACCUGCUGAAGGCGUCGGCGGAGGUGCUCGGCAGCGGCAGCUUCGGGUCUUCCUACAAGGCCAUCCUCUCCGAGGGGCCGGCGGUGGUGGUGAAGAGGUUCAAGGAGAUGAACGGGGCGGGGAGAGAAGACUUCUACGAGCACAUGAGGAGACUCGGAAGGCUCACGCACCCGAACCUGCUCCCCCUGGUGGCUUACUACUACAGGAAAGAGGAGAAGCUCUUGGUCACAGAUUACGUCUUCCAUGGCAGCUUAGCUCACCUGCUCCACGGGAGCAAGGGAUCGACGAGUGUUCCUCCGCUGGAUUGGCCGAGUCGGCUGAAGAUCGUGAAGGGGGUGGGCCGGGGGCUGAGGUAUCUGCACGAGGAGCUGCCGGUGCUGGCGGUGCCGCACGGCCAUCUCAAGUCCUCCAACGUGCUCCUCACCUACUCCUUCGAGCCCAUCCUCUCCGACUACGCGCUCGUGCCCGUCAUGAACAAGUCGCACGCCUCCCAGAUCAUGGUGGCCUUCAAGGCGCCCGAGUGCGCCGGCGGGGGCAGGCCGAGCAAGAAGUCCGACGUCUGGAGCUUCGGCAUCCUCAUCCUCGAGAUCCUCACCGGCAGGUUCCCGGCCAACUACCUCAGGAAGGGACGACACGUCGGCACCGACCUGAACAACUGGGUCAGCUCGUUGGUGAAGGCGGAGGAGGAGCAGCAGCAGCAGCAACGGAGCGCCGGCGAGGUGUUCGACGCGAACAUGAAGGGGACGGAGGGCGGCGAGGGGGAGAUGCUCAAGCUGCUGCGCGUGGCCCUGGCGUGCUCGGAGGCUGACGUGGAGAGGAGGUGCGAGCUCGAGGAGGCGCUCGCCAGGAUCGAGGCGCUCAAGGAACGCGAUGACCACGACGGAAACUGCGUCUGA
Zingiber officinale is the source of this 1890-nucleotide messenger RNA. Its product is annotated as pollen receptor-like kinase 5. The record is from RefSeq and is a predicted model, not a curated record. Lineage: Eukaryota; Viridiplantae; Streptophyta; Magnoliopsida; Zingiberales; Zingiberaceae. The coding region runs from base 1 to 1890 and encodes 629 amino acids. The transcript is spliced from 4 exons. Gene Ontology annotation, molecular function: protein binding; ATP binding; protein kinase activity. Gene Ontology annotation, biological process: protein phosphorylation.